AUGGAAUUCGAUGGUGAAAACCUUAGGCCUGGAAUCUCUGCUUGCAUGUUAAAGCGUGCCUUCAAGGGAGGAGAUGAGUACAAGUUCUGCUGGUGCUUGCUCACCGGGCGGGAGCUUCAACGAGCAGCCGUGGCUUCGGCUGGAAAGUUUCACAGCGAAGAGCUCCCCAUCCUCUUCCCCAUGUCCUCCCCUGAGAUCGACCCGACUGAAGCUUCCAACCUCGGAGAGCCUUGGCCGCCCUAA
Symbiodinium necroappetens is the source of this 243-nucleotide messenger RNA. Lineage: Eukaryota; Dinophyceae; Suessiales; Symbiodiniaceae. The record is from the annotation of a GenBank genome assembly.